UCGCUUUCUCAUUCUCAUCUACCACCGGCACCGCAUACUUUCUCCUUCACCGUCGGCGUGCUAAUCUUCGUGUCCAUCCUGUAAGUUCUACCGCCGCUAUGGCGAGCGAGAACUGCACAUCCUACCCAGAUUUGGAUCUGGAGCUAAGAUUAGGUCUUCUCCCUUGCGCGUCCAGGAAACGACGGCGGGUCGAUGACUCGGAAGAAGUAAACCCUCCUUCUCCGAUCAGCAAUCUCGGUGACGAUCUCCUGGCAGAAGUUCUGAUUCGCCUCCCGGAACCCAAAUCCGCCUGGCGAUGCAAAGCAGUCUGCAAGCGAUGGAAGUCUCUGAUUUCCGAUCCCCACUUUGUUGGCCGUUUCAUUUCUCACCACCAGAGCAGAUGGAACCGAUACGGCGGCGGCGGCGAAUUCGAAGAACCACCUUUGAUGGCCUCAUGCUUCGGCGAAUCCAUUUUGAGCUUCCUCCCCCUGCCUGAUAAAUUUUGUUGCGAACAACGAUGGUAUUUCCGAGUUUUUGAUUCCUACAAGGACUUGGUUUUGUGCGGAUUUACCGAGGCAAGGGGAUUUCGUGCCGAAUAUCCGAGAUCUCUCUUCCUCUGCAACCCGUUUACGGAGCAGUGGAUCGCUCUUCCUCUAGCGCCUGAAUCGUGGCGGUCUUCUGCGAUUGGAUUUAAGGAGGCAAGGUUAGUUUGUGAACCCUGCUCUAAUGUUGAACUUGAUCUAGGAGAUGGCCAAAAACCAUUUGUUUAUUCCUCUGCAUAUCGGUUUCGGGUGGUCUGUAUAUAUCCCUUGCCCGAUUCUAUAAGGAUAGACGUGUUUUGUUCCGAGUCUGGAGAGUGGACGAAGGAGGCUCUUGUUCUUAAUGAGCAUCUCUUAUGGUUUAAUCUUAAUGUAGUUUCUACAUCGUGCAACGGAGGGUUGUUUUGGUUCUGUAUGAAUUCCAGAGUUUUGGGGUUUCAUCCAGUAAUUGCUGGGUUUAAUCCCUUUCGCCUUGAUGUACCUCCCAUCCGAUUUAACGCUUCUCGACUCCCCAUGGGUAGCUGGAAUAUUUCGGUCUCGCAAGGUGCUCUGCACCUAAUUUCACUUAGGCAUACAUCUGCUCCACCUACAUUUUUGAGUGUUUUGAGACUGGAACAAACGGUAAUAAUCUACUCAUGCUUGUACAAAUGUUUACUCUGUUUUCUGCAUUUGCUUGCAUCUGUGUUUCGGGUUUAGGAAUUCGCCGAUAAAGUCCGAAAGAAGUUUCUCCUAGAAAACAACAUGUCAGCAACCACAUCAAGAACUCUAGUCCCUCCUAAAAAAGGAAGUUGUCUUUUGUUGAGUAGCACAAACACUUACUUUGCAUGCCUGUCUCUAAUCGCUUGAGAAGUCUGAUGUUCUUGCAAACCCAACUUGUAUUCCGAACACUAGUAAUAGUAAAGGGAUGCACAGGAACUUGUUGCUAAUAUUACCUUUUCAUCCCAUUUAUGCAGUGUCUGGACUGUCAAAGAGAGAAUUAUGGAGUGGCUGGAUUCUCAGAAGAAAGAAUUUAUGCAGUGGCUGGCUUAAUUAAAAGACCCCCUCCCGUGUUAGGAAGCAGAAGGCGGUGAAGCUUGAAAGGCUUGCUCGUGUUGUUCAGAAGGAUGGCGCCAUUGGAUGAAACUUUCGUCUGCAAUUAGUCUUGGCUGUCUUUGACUUGUUGGAAUGCCUGUGAUCAAUCUUAUUCAAGAGGACCAGAAAGCAAGAGUGUCCAGUGUUCUUAACUUUCCCUGUACUAUUAUUGCCCUGAGCCAUGGUUUUAGGCGCUGCAACUUGUUUAUGUGGCCAAAGUUUCUCUGUAAGUUAGUUUAUUUAUUCAGCUGUCAUGGAAUGUAACAAGAUCUAUGUAGUUGUAUAUUGGAUGCUACAUAGAUCUUAACUAGUGGAUUACAUAGAGCGGCAGAGGGAGGUAUUAAGGAGAGGGGUCCUAGUCCACCACUUGAAAAAAAAAAAAGAAUGGGACAACAAAAUUAAUUACGUAUAUAAGGUUUAGUAUGAUCCUUCACAUUUAGAACCUCAUAAUAAUCUCAUAGAUGUUACAUGUUAGCUCACCACCUGAGUAUCCAAUCAACUCAAAAUUCAUUAAAUACAUUACAAAAUUUGUGUUAUUAAAAUUUAAAAAACCCCACUCAAGUCUGCUUGCGAUUUCAUUACACAAUAUACAUAUAUCGCGAACCAAUUUCUUUUUUAUAGUAAAAGACAGACGUCUUAGCUCGUAUUAAUGAUAAACCUUUAAGGGAAAUUCCCAUAGCAUCGUACAUAAACCUUCUCUAAAUGUACUACCGGCACCGCCGUGGGCAGCGAUGUAUAUAAUAAUAUAAGAACGUGAUCUCUCAACACCGGAUUUCAUGUGUUGAGUAAAAAAAGGUAAAUUAAUGUUAAGUAAAAAAAUUACAUAUAGUUACACAGAAUGGGUCGAGAGACAAACGAAUAAAAAAAUCGAGUAGUGUAACCAUACCCAUAUCACUCUGAAACAGCCCGAACAAGUCAAGUAGAACGGAUCAAAUCUAAAUCACCAUUCCUAUUCUCCAUCCUGUGUCAUCACCCAUUCUUUGAUAACAACCCAUGCUGAUACCACAGAGGCCUGUGACCAACUUCAUAUCCUCCCGCCGGCCAAUAUUUUACUGCCCACUCUUCAUCAAGUGACAUGCUGCUACGUACUUAUCAUGUUGCCGCCGGCCACCGCCGCCCCUCCUGUCACCAAAACGUCAUACGUUAACACCAGCAGAGCUCCCCAAUAUAUAUAGACGAAAUCUGACUUGGUCUAUUAAUGCUGAUUGCUGAAGACGUAAAAGUUAAUCCAUGUCUGGAUUUUUCACCACUUACUCAAACAUCUUGUCUUAAUUCAUGAGUUUGAAACUUUGCACGGCCCCGUCAUGCCUGUCAUGUGCUUUAAGAUAACGGUUAAUAUUGGUGUUUGGUAUGACUUGAAUCGGAUUAUCCAUGUACGAUGUAUGGGCUUAUACACGUUUUGGUUUCUGUUAUUGAUCUGGUUUGUAUAUAGUCUUACGAUGUAUGGGCUUAUUCUUUACCAUAUUAGAUUAGAUCGAGUUAGGCCACAUGAAGAAGUACUAUAUAUACUUCUCAAUCUCUUUAUAAUCUAUAAUCUUAUCAAGUAUAGUAGUGAAACUUGUUAAUUUAUAUUAUAAAGUACCAAUGUGUAA
This is a messenger RNA of Linum trigynum, 3181 nucleotides long. Lineage: Eukaryota; Viridiplantae; Streptophyta; Magnoliopsida; Malpighiales; Linaceae. The record is from the annotation of a GenBank genome assembly.